Messenger RNA from Centropristis striata (black sea bass), 1227 nucleotides. RefSeq names its product serine/threonine-protein kinase H1-like. The transcript has 4 exons. Gene Ontology annotation, biological process: protein phosphorylation. Gene Ontology annotation, molecular function: protein kinase activity; ATP binding. The record is from RefSeq and is a predicted model, not a curated record. NCBI's taxonomy places the organism in Eukaryota, Metazoa, Chordata, Actinopteri, Perciformes, Serranidae. The coding region runs from base 1 to 1227 and encodes 408 amino acids.
AUGGGUUGUGGGAAUAGUAAGGUGCUGCCUGAGGCAUCCAAGAAGGGCUAUGUGAGUGUAGUGCAAUCGCUUGUGGCCUUUAGUAAAGCACAUCAUGAUGAUGAUGAGCCGAAGAAGAAGAAGUGUGCAGGGAAGCAAAGAGGUCUGUGGUUUUCCACCAACGUUAAGAAUCCUCCACCAGCAUCAAACAGCCAACAGCAGAUACUCAAAGAUGGACGACCUCGGGACAGAGUUGCAAAAUAUAAAGACAAGUUUGAUCCACGUGUGACUGCCAGAUACGACAUCAAGGCUCUGAUCGGUCGGGGGAGCUUCAGCCGCGUUGUGCGCGUGGAGCACAGGAUGACUCGGCAGCCUUUCGCCAUUAAAAUGAUGGAGGUAGAGGCCCCGGGGGGCCGUGAGGUGUGCGCCUCGGAGCUGGCGGUGCUGCAGAGGGUGAGCCACUCUAAUGUGAUUCAGCUGAUCGAGGUGUUUCAGUUCCCGCAGCGGGUUUACAUGGUGCUGGAGCUGGCAACAGGUGGCGAGCUGUUGGAUCGUGUCGUCAGCAGGGGCCACUUCACAGAGAGGGACGCCACCCAGGCCCUCAGGAUGGUUCUGGAGGGGGUGGGAUAUCUGCACAACCUGGGUAUCACCCACAGAGACCUGAAGCCUGAGAAUCUCCUCUACUACCACCCCGGGGCCGACUCCAGGCUGCUCGUGACAGACUUUGGGCUGGCCACUUUUGGCAGCGCAGGGUGUGACAUUUCAAGGGGAGAUCAUAGGACUUGGUCCCUCAGAACCACCUGUGGGACCCCUGAGUAUAUGGCCCCUGAGGUGUUGCUGCGGAAACCCUACUCCUGUGCAGUGGACAUGUGGGCCCUGGGAGUGAUCACAUAUAUAGUGCUGAGUGGAUCCAUGCCGUUUGAGGACGACAGUCGGACGCGGCUCUACAGAUCCAUUGUGAGAGGAAAGUACAGCUUCCAUGGAGAUCCUUGGCCCUCGGUGUCCAACCUGGCUAAGGACUUCAUUCAGCGCCUGCUGCCCUUGGACCCGGACACCCGCCUGACUGCAGAACAAGCCAUCCGUCACCCCUGGGUGGCCUCCAUGGCUGCCAGCUCCUCCAUGAGGAACCUCCAUCGAUCUAUUUCCCAGAACCUCAGGCAGCGGACGUCGCGCAGCUCCUCCCGUUGCCCGAGCAGCAGCACCGCCAGCAACGUUUACUCAUCUAAAAGCACCAGAAAAAAAGUCUGA